AUGGUAAACAAACAAAUCCCCGAGUGGAUCUUGACAGACAAUCAAGCUGAGGCCAUCAUCUUCCCUAAACCCGCUGACUCAUCCCCUUCGUCCGCGCUGAUGCCACUAAUGCCUAGAAAAAUGCCCGUAGGAGAUCGCCAUUUUCCGCCUAGUACGGCAAAUACCCAUCCAGCUACACCCUUGCUUAGGCCUAGUACGGCAAAUACCCAUCCAGCUACACCCUUGCUUAGGCCUAGCACGACAGAUACCCAUCCAGCUACACCCUUGCUUAGGCCUAACGCGACAGAUGCCCAUCCGGCUACACCCUUGCUUAGGCCUACCACGGCAGAUACCCAUCCAGCUACACCCUUCCUUAGGCCUAGCGCGACAGAUACCCAUCCAGCUACACCCUUCCUUAGGCCUAGCGCGACAGAUACCCAUCCAGCUACACCCUUCCUUAGGCCUAGCGCGACAGAUACCCAUCCAGCUACACCCUUGCUAAGGCCUAGCGCGACAGAUACCCAUCCAGCUACACCCUUGCUAAGGCCUAGCGCGACAGAUACCCAUCCAGCUACACCCUUCCUUAGGCCUAGCGCGACACAUACCCAUCCGGCUACACCCUUGCUUAGGCCUAGCGCGACAGAUACCCAUCCAGCUACACCCUUGCUAAGGCCUAGCGCGACAGAUACCCAUCCAGCUACACCCUUCCUUAGGCCUAGCGCGACACAUACCCAUCCGGCUACACCCUUGCUUAGGCCUAGCGCGACAGAUACCCAUCCAGCUACACCCUUGCUAAGGCCUAGCGCGACAGAUACCCAUCCAGCUACACCCUUGCUUAGGCCUAGCGCGACAGAUACCCAUCCAGCUACACCCUUCCUUAGGCCUAGCGCGACAGAUACCCAUCCAGCUACACCCUUUCUUAGGCCUAGCGCGACAGAUACCCAUCCAGCUACACCCUUCCUUAGGCCUAGCGCGACAGAUACCCAUCCAGCUACACCCUUCCUUAGGCCUAGCGCGACAGAUACCCAUCCAGCUACACCCUUGCUUAGGCCUAGCGCGACAGAUACCCAUCCAGCUACACCCUUCCUUAGGCCUAGCGCGACAGAUGCCCAUCUAGCUACACCCUUGCUUAGGCCUAGCGCGACAGAUACCCAUCCAGGUACACCCUUGCUUAGGCCUAACACGACGGAUACCCAUCCAGCUACACCCUUGCUUAGGCCUAGCGCGACACAUACCCAUCCGGCUACACCCUUGCUUAGGCCUAGCGCGACACAUACCCAUCCGGCUACACCCUUGCUUAGUCCUAGCACGACAGAUACCCAUCCAGCUACACCCUUCCUUAGGCCUAGCGCGACAGAUACCCAUCCAGCUACACCCUUGCUUAGGCCUAGCGCGACAGAUACCCAUCCAGCUACACCCUUGCUUAGGCCUACCACGGCUGACACCCAUCCAGCUACACCACAGACAGCGGGGACGUCACGCCCGCGAACAGUCUCCUCCAACGCGGGGAGACCGGAGAACCGCGGACGUUGCGACCAGAGUCAAUCUCUCGCUCCUUUCGACAACGAGAGCACUCUGAAACAGAAUCCUUCACCCUCCUCCUCCGCCCAUUCGCGCUGCAAUGUAACCAUAGUCAUUUUCCCAAAGAUUAAUCAACCUCAUGGAUGCCAGGCGUUAACUAUCAUAAAAUAUGGCACGGCCGGGACGGAGCAAUCAGGAGACAUAUUCCUGCUGACGCUGUGCAUUUGUGACAAUCCUAUUGGAGGAUCUGGAAGACAAUUUUCUUCUGAGAGAGAUAGAUGGACCUCUUCUGAGACACCUCUUUUCCAGCAGGCAGUCUCAGCUCUCGAAACUCAGACCAGUGUUCCAGGAGUCUAUGUGUCCAUGUGUAUAUGCUUGCAGAUUAAUUUACCAUUUACCAUCAAAUGUUUCUUACCAAGUUCUAGGUCUACUCUCGCCGACCGCAUGCAUGAUUCAAAUACCGAAAUACACGACAAUCUUCACUAUCCUUCUCAUGAAGAGGUCCCUUAUAUUAACCCUUACAAGCCACCGCUGAUGCUGCACCGGAAUGCCGCAGGCCUCGAGCUCCCGGCGUGCGCGUCCCUGAGCUGCGGCCUCGCCAGUGAGCAGGCGAUGGAAGCCGCCCCGGGGUGCGACGGCACCAGCGGCUGCAGCGCAGGCGGUGCCGGCUUCUACGGCGCCAACGUAGGCCGACUCAUGGACGAGCGGUGCUGCAAGGGCGCGCAGGGGCCCGACGCCCUCCUGGGCGGCGCGCCCCUCAGGAUCAUGAAGAGCCGCCUCGGCGAGGGCUGCUUCGACGUCACCCUCAACGACGGCUCAUCCGGGACCUUCGUGAAGGUGCCCGUGAAGUGCCCUCCGGCCAUCGCGCCCGCGCCCGCCGCCCUGCCCCCCGCUGAGGCGUGCGAGCCCCCCGAGAAGGCGCCCUCCAAGCCGCUCCUUCGGGAGAAAAUGAGCCCCGGGAAGGACGCCGCCGAGGCCGAGAGACCCAGCAAGCCCGCCCCCGCCAAGGCGAGCGCGCGCGUGAUGCGGGCGGGCGGGCGGCACCAGCUGAUCGACAUCCACGGCCUCGCGGUUUUCCUGAGGCAGUCGACGCGGUGCUUGUCCUGCCAGGCGGCCUGCUGCCUCUACGUCACCGGGACCAUCUCCGCGCACCUGGCGGCCGUCACGCAGGUGAAAAUAACGUGCCAGAAGUGCCACUACACGGCGUCCCAGGCCCUUGCCCGCCCCCCCUCCUCCGCGGACGACAUCGGCCUCUCCACGCAGCCCACCCCCGCCACCCCUCCCAACCCACCCCCACUCCCCGACCUGGCCCCGACCCUGGCGCCCCCUCACCACCCCUCCCCCUACAUGCUGCAGCCCCACCUAUUCCCCUCCGACCCGAUCCUCCCCGCGCGCCCCCCCGCCCCCUCGCUCGCCUCGCCCAAGGAAGUCUGGGUCAAGGAGGAGGCCCAGACGUCCCCGCAGGAUCAAGGAGCCACUCCUGCAGGUGGCGCGGGCGUAGACGCUGCCGCCUCCACCGCCCCCAGCACGCCCUUCCUGCCCUUGGACCUCCCGCUGCCCUCCGUCAACCUCGAGUGGCGACCGCAGAGCCACCUGGGGACCGCUGGAGCCACCAAUAUCUCGGCGCCCAUGAGGCCUCUGCCCUACGCGCCGGACAAGAGGAACAACUCAGACCCCCCUGCUCCCCCCCUCGACACCCCGCCCCCAGGGACGCCCCCCAGGAAGGACCCUCCUGCGCCUGACGCCCGUGAGGGGCCGGUGGAAGCCUGCCCUGACUCGGCGCCCAAGUCGGGUGAAGCUUCGACGUCCCGCGUGUCUUCUCCUUCGUCCUCUUCGUCGUCGUCUUCGCCGUCCGUCAGCUCCAGUUCCUACACUUCGUCCUCUUCCUCGUCAGCGUUCCUUCCGCCGCCGUCGUCGCCGCUGUUUCCGAAUCCGGCGUCGACGUUACUGAAGCUCCUGUCGUCGUCGGUGUUUCCCGCGUCGCCUCUGCCCUAUCCCUCCCCGCUCUACUCCGGCCUCCUCCCCCAGCCUGUCCUGCCUGACCAAGCCCACGCGCUCGGGGCGCUCGAGAUCAAGAGGAAGCUGGAGGCCGACCUUGAAGAGUCGCUGCGGCUCGUCAGGAAGAUGAUCUACAAGUGCUCCCCCGCCUCCUGCGAGAGCACGGGCCUCCCAAGGGGCGACGGAGACUCCGAAGUGAAAUCGCUGCCUGAGGUCCCCGUCGAUGAGUCCUCCUCGGCGACCAAACGCCAGGACGCCCUCGACGACAAGUCUUUAAUCAGUUCAUAUGAGAGAGUUUUCAGUCUGCUGGAUGGCAAGGCAUUUCCCGGCAUAGAGAACCUUGCUGGUGAAGGGAUUCCGCGGUGGUCUACUUCUGACGGUGCUCUUGAUCUCUCGAAGGACUUUCAGCGCUUGAACGAAUGUCUUAUGGAUAGCAGCUUUGGAUCGAGAACUAAGAAUAAGCGCUCAAAGGACCAGGGAUCUCAAAGGAAGCGAUUAAAAGGCGGCAGUGAAGGGAAUGAGAGGAAAAGACAGAAACACGGUUCAAAGAAAAAUGAACAUCAGCCACUGUCUUCAACUAAAAGUGUUACAGACAAAACUACCCCUGGUUUCACAGCCUCUGACGUUCGUACUGGUAGCACACAGCAGGAAUUUGGCAGCACUAACAAGAAAGACCCUCGCGACUCUGCCAGACAUAGUAGACAAAAAUCUAAACGCAGUUCGGGUGCGAGACGAGACCACAAACACUCAGGCAAACAUAAAGCAAGUGACGUAAAGGCGAGAAUUCUCGAUGACACAUCUCAGAGAAAGUCACGGAAGGAUAAACAAAGAUGGACAAAAACGAAACAGUUAAAGACUCUGGAAGCCUGUCGUUGCUGCCAAGAUUCCACUACCAGUUCCGACACCUCGACACCUCCACAGACGCACCAGGAAGAGCGCACAAGACCACACGAGACGAAACCAGGAAGCUUCACCCUACCGAAGAAGUGCCUGAAGGAGACUCCCAGCAUCUCUUCAGUCCACGCAGACAAAACUGCCAAAUCCUGUGCAAGUAAAUUCUCAACCAAACCAACUGGAGAACCCGAAAACGCACCGACGCAGCUGCCACACCUCCGUCACGACCGCAGCGACAGUUCAGCGGCACAGAAAACCCAGGUAGUCUGCAAGGAAGAAGACAGCAGUCCCAUGGCGGAGGGCGAGAGGGACCAGAAGCCCCACUUGUCUGGAGAUGGCGAUUCUGACAGGCCGUCUUGGAGAUUCCAUGACCUGCUUUCUAGCGACUCCGACAGCGAUUCUGAGGCUGGCCACCUCAUGAUUGAUACGGAUAACUGA
This is a messenger RNA of Penaeus indicus, 4830 nucleotides long. RefSeq names its product mucin-12-like. The record is from RefSeq and is a predicted model, not a curated record. Lineage: Eukaryota; Metazoa; Arthropoda; Malacostraca; Decapoda; Penaeidae. The coding region runs from base 1 to 4830 and encodes 1609 amino acids. The transcript is spliced from 14 exons.